CUUGAAUGCGCAUGCGCGCAGAGCGGAGUUUUUUUCCUGGCAGCUGUUGUCGGUACAGUGAUCAGUCGAUAGUGAUGUGGGUGAAAUAACGGUGUCUAGUUCAUCAGCUUUGGACGGGAAAUGGUUUACAGUGGACUCGAGAUGAGCUAAAUUGAUGAUUCUGUUCAACCCAGCGCAGAUCAAACAACUGCAGAGGGAGAUGAGUCAACUUUGGCGACGAGACUUAACUUCGUCAGAGAGGUUGGGGAAUGACUCUCCUGUCGGCUUCGCCCCAGGGCCCCCAGCCAGUGUGGCCCCACAAGGAUCCAACUCCUCCUGGACACCAGAAACCCCAGUGGUCACACCAGACGAGCCAACUUUCCUCAUGACCUCUACUGCCCAAACUAUAUCGGGUUUUUUUGUUUGGACAGCUCUUCUGAUCACAUGUCACCAGAUCUACAUGCACCUACGUUACUACAGCUCUCCAAAUGAGCAGAGGCACAUAGUUAGGAUCCUCUUCAUAGUCCCCAUCUAUGCCUUCGACUCCUGGCUCAGCCUUCUUUUCUUCACCAACGAGGAGUAUUAUGUGUACUUUGACACAGUCAGAGACUGCUAUGAAGCCUUUGUCAUCUACAACUUCCUGAGUCUGUGUUAUGAGUAUCUGGGAGGAGAGAGCGCCAUCAUGGCUGAGAUCAGAGGGAAACCUAUCGAGUCAAGCUGUAUGUAUGGGACCUGUUGUCUGUGGGGCAAGACGUACUCUAUUGGUUUCCUCAGGUUUUGCAAACAGGCAACCCUCCAGUUCUGUGUGGUGAAACCCCUGAUGGCAGUGAUCACUGUCAUUCUUCAGGCCUUUGGAAAAUACAAAGAUGGAGACUUUAAUGUGGCUAGUGGCUACCUAUAUGUGACCAUUAUCUACAACAUCUCCGUCAGUCUGUCGCUCUAUGCUCUCUUUCUCUUCUACUUUGCCACGCGUGAACUGCUCGUCCCAUACAACCCCGUGCUCAAGUUCUUCAUGGUGAAGUCCGUCAUCUUCCUCUCCUUCUGGCAAGGGAUGCUGCUGGCUAUCCUGGAGAAGUGCGGAGCCAUCCCUAAGAUCAGCUCAGCUGACUUCUCUGUGGGAGAGGGAACUGUUGCUGCUGGUUAUCAAAACUUCAUUAUCUGCAUCGAGAUGUUCUUUGCUGCUGUUGCUUUGCGCCAUGCCUUUACUUACAAGGUCUAUAUGGAUAAAAGACUGGACUCAUAUGGUCGCUGCGCCCCAAUGAAGAGCAUCUCCAGCAGCCUGAAGGAGACCAUGAAUCCAGGGGACAUGGUCCAGGACGCCAUCCAUAACUUCUCCCCAGCUUAUCAGCAGUACACUCAGCAGUCCACAUUGGAGCGAGUUGGGGGGCCACCCCUCUCCCGCAGCCACAGCAAUCUCAGCACCCGCGGGGACAAUGAAAAGACGCUGCUGCUCAGCUCUGACGACGAAUUCUGAGACUCAAACACACACUCAGAAGCUCACUUUUCUGUAGGCCAUGUGGGAAUUUUUAUCAACCAUGUAAGACAAAUUAGAUAUUUUGUUGCCACCUUAACAUGGAAGAUCACAUUGUUUACUUUUUUUUUUCCUUCCACAUUUGACAACAAAAGAUCAGAUUCAUGUCAGACUUAUGAAAUUCUGGUUAACAGACUGAAGGAAGGGAUUAAGUGUUUUUACAAGGAAAAAGAGGAAACAAUAGGUACAGUAAGAAAAAUGGGACCAUGAAGAGGAUGGAGAAGUUGUUCUAAAAAUAUGGAGAAGAGAAGUCGAGUUUAGACUUUAGGUGUAUUAACAGGUCAAGUUGUCAUUUUUGUUGUUGUCAUAGAGGCCAUCACUGACAGAAAUACGAUAUGUAUAUUCAACCAUUGAAUAUAGAUUGGUACAAAUAACCAUGCAUAUAGCAUCCUUAUGUUGCUACUUUAAACACCACAACAAAAAAGAUAUGAUAAGCAAAGUGCCAUCGUCAUCUUGAACAAAUGGCCUUCAUCUUUUAGUUUUUAUAUUGAUUCUCAAUCCAUACUCCUCCUCACCCUUGUGCCAACUCUGCCUCUUACCGAAGCAUGUAGAGGGAGCAGUACUUUGUGCCCCACUUAAUGAGACACUCUGUCUUAAUAUUUAGAAUUGAUUUAUAGUCAAGCAAAACUGAGGAGCCUUUGAAUUGCCGCGGCUUCAUUUUAAUAUAUAAGACUUUUAUUCACAAAUGUUUUUUUAUUUAAAUGUUGAAGCCUUGAAGGUAUAACUCAUUUCAAGUUUGUUGGAAAUUUGUUAUUCCAGAAAUGUUUUUAAUAUUCUGUGUUUGUUUUAUAUUUUGUUGUGGGUUCAUUUGAACAAGUGACUAAAAGUGUAAUUGUACGACUCCAGGUUUUGGCCUGACUUUGGCUCCUCGCAAAAUGUUAUUGUUUGUGGAGCACGUAGGGGACAGCUGGAGGAGAGAUUUCAGUGUGGGCUGGGAGACUGACGGAAGGACAACACCCACACAGAUUGCAAAUUACUGAAGAAGCAACACUUCCCCGCAGAGCCGGCCCAGCUGUGAUGUGCGGUGGAUUGUAAUCCCAUAAUUAAGGGCAUAACAUGUAGUACACAUGUAGCACAGCCCAGGCCUGCCUCAGCUGGUAUAAUGGCAUCACUGCUAUAGUAGUAGCGGUGAGAGAGUCCGAACGCUGGGAAUUACAGACAAAUUAGGCCAUGCAAAGAUGUGUCCGUACAAAUAAGGCUUUAAAUCUGACUGGACUCACAUCUGGAAAAGGAAUAUAUGGGAAUUAAAAGUUUGUAUGCAAGAUGUUUAGGUACAGUUAGAAAAGAGACACACUACAGCAGAAGACAGUGAUGUGUGGUAGGAAAAAAAAGCCUCAAGUGAGUCAAAACCUUUAGGCCUGCCUGUCAAACUGUUUGAGUAAAUUCAUACUUUAUGUAUGUAUGAUGUUUAAUAUGCGUUUUAGCAGAGGCCAGUAUAGAAGUUGCUUGUGUUUGUGAUUGUAAAUGUUUGAUGGUGGAGCAGAGCUGUAAAAAAGCCUAGUAUAUCUUUUUGACAGGUGACAUUAGGCCCAAUGCUGCCUCUUAAUGUGCAAUCAGUGUUUUCCUCUUUUUAUUUUUACAGAUUGCUUCAAGUCUGUUGACUGCGGGUAAACUCACAGUACAGUCCUUGUGAGUAAAGAAUGUAGUCAGGAUGAAAAAUUAACAGCCAAAUUGAUGUGCAUCCUCAAAAGAACACAAUCAAUAUAAAGUUGGUUGGUGUCCCCACCAACCACCUGCUACACUCAAUAAUUAAUGCAUCACUUGUUUAUCUGUUGCUCCACUGAACCUGUAGUGCUUCAGUUAAAGGUGAGGGUUGAGUGAAUUUGUUCGAUUAAUUUAACAUUAACUUCAUAUUGAAAAAGUGAAAUGUACUGCCUUAUACUCUGCCCCUCACACUUAAGCAUCUUGAUACAAAACACUAUAAAACUAUAGUUUUGAUACGCUGUGAUUUAAAAGCUGGAUGUUAAUGCUGAAUAUAUUAAACCAGGAAAUAUUA
This is a messenger RNA of Micropterus dolomieu (smallmouth bass), 3506 nucleotides long. Its product is annotated as transmembrane protein 184B-like. Lineage: Eukaryota; Metazoa; Chordata; Actinopteri; Centrarchiformes; Centrarchidae. Gene Ontology annotation, molecular function: transporter activity. Bases 155 to 1453 code for a protein of 432 amino acids. Gene Ontology annotation, biological process: transport. The record is from RefSeq and is a predicted model, not a curated record. The transcript has 10 exons.